CCCCAGCCACAACAUCGUCUAGCUAGCUAGCUAAACUACCGGGAGCUAGUUUUUCAGUCAUUGUUGUCAAAUGUAUUAGAUUGAUAAGGUGCAUAUCUUAAGCGUGAGUCACAUCCUAUCCGGACGAAACAGGAUAAAAUACCUCUUCGCGACAUGCUAUAAACAGUAAGCUUGCUAUGGAAUUAAAAUAAACCGAUUGUCAGUAGGCAAGCUAGCUAGCUCUGACAAGAUAGCGAGCUUUUACAUAGCUUUGUGGUAUUACUGAAGUUAGCUAGUUAGUUGUAAUUCUUUCUAACGGCUUUGCUACAAACGAGUAGAUAGUUUCAGUUUGUCAAAAUAUAUUGUUGCAAAAGGUAACUAGCAAGCAAGAGAUAGGCUACUAUGUAGGCAGCUUAACGCUGUCUGGUCAGUUCGGAGCUACAUUGUAACCAGGUCAGUGCUAGAGAGAUCAGCAGCAGUUUGUCUGUCGUAGUAGGAAAUAACAUCCUCAUGAUGGACACAGUUAGUUAGCAAACUAGCUACAGAUUUACGAUAACUGGUUGAUUAUUACAGUGAUGGCUAUAUUUGGUAGAUGGUGCUAGUAUUUGCCCUUUAGUACAAGUAAAGCCUUGCUUUGUGAUUUCUGACUCAGACGAUCGUCAUUAUUAGUUGUCGUGUAGUGAAAAUCUAUGUGCGCCUGAAGAUUAGGCGGAACAGCAGGAUGUCUAGGGGAUUUAGUGCAGCAAUGAUAUUGUUUAGAAAACACAACAACAAAACCAUGUUCACAAUACAUACAAAGGCCCCCAAAUGAAAUCUUACAAGGCUCAACUUUUCAUUUUCUCUGACUAUUCAUCACAUCUGGUGCGUCUGAGGUUAUAGAAAACACAUACGCAUAUAGCUAAAUCGGUUUAUUUCAUUUGAAGAGUAGCCACAUAAAUAUUUGAUAUGCCUGGGGACGGCUCGGAUAGUAGUAGUAGCCAGGACUCCGAUACAGGGAUCCGGAGAAAAGCCUCCACUGUCAAACAUGAGAUUACCAAUGCUAACCUCACUGGCCAUUCUGAGAGAGUGGGCAUGGAGAACUUUGAGCUUCUCAAAGUCUUGGGCACAGGAGCCUAUGGGAAAGUGUUUCUGGUCAGAAAGAACAGUGGUCAUGAUGAAGGGAAGCUGUAUGCCAUGAAGGUGCUGAAGAAAGCAGCCAUCGUUCAGAAGGCGAAGACAGCGGAGCACACUCGUACAGAGAGACAGGUGCUGGAGCACAUCCGCCAGUCCCCGUUCCUGGUCACCCUGCACUAUGCCUUCCAGACCCAGACCAAGCUCCAUCUCAUCCUGGACUAUGUGAGCGGAGGGGAGAUGUUCACACACUUGUACCAGCGGGAUCACUUCUCUGAGGAAGAGGUGCGGAUCUACAUCGGGGAGAUUAUCCUGGCCCUGGAGCACCUCCACAAGCUAGGUAUCGUGUACCGGGACAUCAAGUUAGAGAACAUCCUAUUGGACAGCGAGGGACAUUUGGUGCUGACAGAUUUUGGGCUCAGCAAAGAGUUCCUGGAGGAGGAGAAGGAAAGGACGUAUUCGUUCUGUGGCACCAUAGAGUACAUGGCUCCAGAGAUCAUCAGGGGGAAGUCUGGUCAUGGAAAGUCGGUAGAUUGGUGGAGUCUGGGGAUCCUGAUGUUUGAGUUGCUGACGGGGGCGUCACCAUUCACCCUGGAGGGGGAGAGGAACUCCCAGAGUGAGGUGUCCAAGCGUAUCUUACGCUGCGAGCCGCCGUUCCCCUCUAUGAUCGGAGUCGUGGCUCAGGACCUGCUGAGGAAGCUGUUGGUCAAAGACCCCCACAGGAGACUGGGCUCGGGGCCACGAGGGGCCGAAGACAUCAAGAGUCAUGCCUUCUUCAAGGGUCUCAGUUGGUCAGACCUGGCUGAGAAGAAGGUAGUCAGCCCAUUCAAACCAGAAAUCAGGAGUGAGUUGGAUACAGGGAACUUUGCUGAGGAGUUCACUGGCAUGAAUCCUGUCUACUCUCCAGCCAGCACCCCACCAAGUACUGACCGGCUGUUCCAGGGCUACUCCUUCGUUGCUCCCUCCAUUCUGUUCAACAAGAACGUGGUGAUGGGUGACUUCAUGGAGGGCCAGAUGGGAGCAGACCGGCCGGGCUCAGCCACUGUCCGUCGCAGUGCUAUGUUAGAGGACUCUACGUUCUUCCAGCUGUAUGAGCUGUGCCUACAGGGGGCGCCGCUGGGUGAGGGCAGCUUCUCUGUGUGCAGGAAGUGUCGACACCGCCAGAGCGGCCAUGAGUACGCCGUCAAGAUCAUCAGCCGCAGAAUGGAAUUGAACACUCAGAGGGAGAUUGCUGCCCUCAGGCAGUGUGAGGCUCACCCCAACAUCGUCAAACUGCACGAGGUCUACACUGAUCAGUUCCAUACGUACCUGGUGAUGGAGCUGCUGCGUGGGGGGGAGCUGCUGGAGAGGAUCAAGAGGAAGAAGCUGUUUGGGGAGGCAGAGGCCAGUCAGCUGCUCAGGAGCCUGGUGUCAGCUGUCGGCUUCAUGCACGAGGCUGGAGUGGUGCACAGAGACCUCAAACCAGAGAAUGUGCUUUUUGCAGACGAGGGGGAGGACUCGGUACUCAAGGUGAUAGAUUUUGGUUUUGCCCGGCUGUGCCCUGUGGGCAGCGCCCCCCUGCAGACUCCAUGCUUCACACUGCAGUACGCGGCUCCUGAGCUCUUCCACAGCACCGGCUACGACCAGGCCUGCGACCUCUGGAGCCUUGGGGUCAUCCUGUACACCAUGCUGUCAGGACAGGUGCCCUUUCAGAGUGAGCAGCAGCAGCGGGCGGGGAUGACCUCAUCUUAUGCUGCUGACAUCAUGCAUAAGAUUAAAGAGGGUGACUUCUCAUUGGCUGGAGAGGCUUGGAAGGGUGUUUCAGAGGAGGCUAAAGAGCUUGUGAAAGGUCUGCUGACAGUGGCUCCAGAGAGGCGUCUCAAGCUGUCUGCUCUGAGAGAGAACAGCUGGCUGCAGGGCGGCGCCAUUGUAUCUUCCACCCCCCUCUGCACCCCAGAUGUGCUAGAGUCCAGCGGCCCCAUCGUCCGCUCCUAUGUCAACGCCACCUACAAGGCGUUCAACAAGGGGAAGAGGGAGGGCUUCUUUCUGAAGAGUGUCGACAACGCCCCCCUUGCAAAGCGACGCAAGCUCAAGAUGACAAGUACAGGUGUGGAGACUCGACGGAGCUCCUCUUCCUCCUCCUCUUCCUCCUCUUCCUCAGCUGCCUCUGCCGCUACAACAAACCUAAAAACACAGCCACCACACCAAACUCUACCCCCAAAGCUAGAAAAGAGCUAGCAGGCGAGGAGGGGAACAAGAGGAGGGGGAAGAGUGGGAGGAAUAGAGUUAGGAGAAUGAAGCACAUUAAUUCAGCUAUGACAGAUUGGAAUACUAGCUCUGAAAGACCAGAAAUUACUUGAUUUGUUAUCCCCUCUAAGUCCAAAGUCAUAUAGAAUCUCCAAAUUCUAAUAACUUAUUUAUGAACAAAGUAAGAGACUAAUUCAAUACUUAAGAUGAAACAAAAGGGUUCACGACCCUGUUUUCUUUAAAAGACUAUGCUGAAUGGCAUUUUGAGUUAUCAUAAUGAUGCAAGGACUUCAUCUAUAUGUAUUAAUACCAUCUGUAGUAGCUUGUACCAUCUCAUACGUUUUCUCAAGAAAUUAACUAACAUGUAAUUUCUUGAGUGGAACUAAGCUUUAGACUAUUGUUUUCUAAUUUCUGGUCUAGAGGCUAUAUAUCAGUAUGGGUAAGUUAUGGAAGACACUUCGUUGGCUUUAAGAUCAUACUUAUGAAGUUUUCAGUCACCUUAGCAGGGUGAUGAUGAGCACGCAGUUGGAGAUAAUCCUGAUGUUUGCAUGUUGUCAUUACCUGGGGUAAGGAACCCUGUCGUAGAACAAGUCAGAGAGAAGCGGAGUGAGAGAGUUCAAAAGGGGUAAAGGGAAAUACGGAGUCAUGAAUGAGCACAAGCCAUAUUUACACAGGGAGGUCAUGACCUCCACAACAGAGCACUUAUGGAUAGAUACAGAGCACUCAUCGCAUGGCGAGGAAGUGGCUUGGAGUCUGUUGGCAGUCUCUCACUGUUUUUAAUGAUGUGGUUGAGAUUAAGAAAGAAUGGUGGUUCUGCGGACAGCUAUUCAAAUGAACUUUGACACUGUCUUUGUAACCCAAUGGUUCUUGUCACAUAGUGCCAAUUUACAGGACCCUUAGUAUUAUUUCCUUUGGCUUGCGAUUUCAGCCUUCUAUCGACGUUGGUGUCUGUUUGCAUAGUUAACUGGUUCGCUGAAGUUCACCUGAGAAUCAAAUAAUGGCAUCCAUUGUUCUGUAUUCAUAUGUGUGCUUCAUUAACAACGAUCAUGAUUCUGACAGUCAGAGAAGACAGGGAAAUGGAACACUUGGUGAUAGACAUUCUGAUUUGACAUAGUCCCAUACACAGUGCCCUAAAGCGCAUUAUGUAAAUGAUUAUGAGCAGAGCAACUUUUCGGUAUAUUAGGGGGCCAAACCAAAAUAUGAAUUAUUUUUACUGGCGGUAAAUAUUGUCACCCUGAUUUAAAGAAGUUAGUGUUUUUGUAGACAUUUAGGUGUUUGGUCAUUGAAUGUCAGUUACACUGAUCAUUUACUAAUCACUUUUUUUACCGGAAUAUAUUGACUGUUGAUUUGAUUUAUACCUGGAUAUCACACAAAUGUAGUCAUUUAAUCAGUGAUAUUAUUUCAGAUUUAAACAGUGCUUAUUUGAGUAUUUAUUACAUUUCAUGGGUUUUUAUGUGUUUUUAUAAUGCUGUGGUUAUGGUUUUCAUGAGCAUAUGUACUGUAUACAUGUUGGUGUGCGUGCGGCGUGACUGGUUCUGGGGAUUGGAUGUGCUCUUUUCCUUAUUAGUCUUCAGGUAAAGUAUUAUUGCAAGUUACUGUAGUAAAUAUAAUUGUAUUGAUCACAGAUUUUUUAUUAGUUACUCCUUAUAAACAUUAUUUUGUGUCUGGAACCGUGCUUUUGUCACUAUGCUCUUGUUUGUAUUUUCAUUUGGCUGUUGAUGUCGUGUGUUGUCUUUUUAAUGUUAUGAAUUUGAGACUCUUUUUAAUGAGCUACUACCAAUUUCAUGUAUUGCUGUCCUUUUUGCCCAACAUUUUUUUGCUUUCUUCAAAGCAUAUCAUGAUAUUGAGAUUCACUACGUCACGAUAACUUGUGAUGCUUGGUGUGCGUCAAGAUCACUUCAAUCUGGAGCAAAAUAAAUGACUUUACUCAAUUUA
Molecule: messenger RNA, 5250 nt
Organism: Coregonus clupeaformis (lake whitefish)
Lineage: Eukaryota; Metazoa; Chordata; Actinopteri; Salmoniformes; Salmonidae
Product: ribosomal protein S6 kinase alpha-4-like
Exons: 18
Coding region: 925-3306 (793 amino acids)
Biological process (GO): regulation of DNA-templated transcription; protein phosphorylation; intracellular signal transduction
Molecular function (GO): ATP binding; magnesium ion binding; protein serine/threonine kinase activity
Source: RefSeq, a predicted model, not a curated record